ACGUUGUCAUGUUCUUCCUCAUCCAUUGGCACCUUGAAAGGCUACCAAAGGCUUCUGGAAGAGACGAAGAAAGCUACAAGAAAGAACAAGGUGGGAAAGAUAAUGAUAGAGAUUCAAUCUCCUUGCAUCAGGGAUAUCGGAGAGGCAUGCACCCAUGGCUGCUGUCCGGUGCCAUUUCUUGGCCUGGUCGAGUCCAGCACCACCAUGCACCACGCAAGAACCACCACCAUUGGAAUCUCACGGAUGAAUUUUGCGAAGCUGACGAAGGAUUCCAUCUUCCCAAACACCCACUUCACAAACCAUGAGUGCCUGCCUCCCCUCCCUGAUGCCUUGUCCGGCUUUAUCAGAGUGUAUCCACAGUACGGUGAGACAGAAGAAGCAGACCGAAUCAGGAACAGUGAAUAUUAUCACCUUUCUGAUCAUGUCUGCCUCGAUUAUACUGGAUUUAGCCUCUUCUCCCAUGCACAAGUGCACUCCUCCAGAGCAUCCACAUCUGGUGAUCCUCAGCCUUCAGGCCUGCUGCAGCCUCCAUAUUUCAGCAUCGCUUACAAGUCAGCAAGCUUGAAAUCUCAAGUGCAGUACGGGAAUCAAGAUACUGCUCUGGAAUCAGCAAUCAGGAAAAGGAUCAUGCAUUUCCUCAACAUACUGGAUGGUGCAUACAGCAUGAUCUGCACUGCCAACAGAACCACUGCUUUCAGGCUGUUGGCAGAAUCCUAUCCCUUUCAUGCCAACAAGGGGCUGCUGAGUGUGUAUGAUUACGAGAGCGAGGCCAUAUAUGCGAUGACUAAGAGCGCUUACAGGAGAGGAGCCAAAGUCAUGUCUGCUAGUUUCUCCUGGCCAAGCCUCCGGAUUCAUUCUGAUAAAUUGAUGGAGAAGCUGAGCAAGAGAAAGAAGAAAAGAAGAGGACUGUUUGUGUUUCCACUUCAGUCCAGGAUUACUGGAGCCAGGUAUCCGUAUUCAUGGAUGACUGUGGCUAAAGAACAUGGGUGGCAAGUGGUGCUGGAUGCAUGUGCUCUGGGGCCAAAGGACUUGGACACCCUCGGGCUCUCGCUGAUCCAGCCAGACUUCAUCAUCUGCUCUUUCUUCAAAGUGUUUGGUGAGAACCCAUCUGGUUUUGCAGGAAUUUUCAUCAAAAAGUCCAGCACUGCAGCAUUGGAGUCAUCUACGAUAGCCAGGAGUCUCGGAAUUGUGAGCAUCAUCCCAUCAAGAAGGCUGUCGCAGCUGACUGAUGAUUAUUCAGGAACAGAUUUGGAUGGCCAUUCCUCUAGAAACCAAUUCGACGAAGACGAUAUUGAGACCAUCAGUUCGUUCUCUGGUCCAAUACCCAUACAUAUCGGUAAUGACUCUGCUGCUAUAGAUAAUGUGCUUGGAGAAUUUGCUUCUACACAAAAACAAAAGCAAGUCGAGAGAUCCGAGCAGGUGGAGAGUUCCAAAGCACGAGAUGAUAAUGAAGAAUCAUCGGGUAUUGUAGAAUUAGAAUGCAACCUCUCCGUGCAAGCAGAAAAGAGCACGACCACUGCUGAAGCAAACAAGAGCAUGGAGAUUGUGUGCAGAGGAUUGGAUCAUGCAGACUCUCUAGGUCUGCUACUCAUCAGCAACAGAUUGAGAUGCAUCACCAACUGGUUAGUCGUUGCUUUGAUUAAGCUGCAGCAUCCUCACUCUGAAAGUGGUCAUUCCCUAGUUAGGAUCUACGGUCCACAAGUAAAAUUUGACAGGGGACCUGCAAUAGCUUUCAACAUCUUCGACUGGAAAGGAGAGAAGAUCGAGCCUGUGCUUGUACAAAAGCUUGCAGAUAGAAGCAACAUUUCUCUUAGUUGUGGGUUCCUAAACAAUAUACGCUUCCCAGACAAAUAUGAAGCUGAGAAACAUAAAGUUUUGGAGAGAAGAGCCUGUGAAAUAACAGUUGCAGGCAACAGAAAGAAACAAAAAACUACUAUGGGAAUAAAUGUCUUAAAUGCUUCCCUUAGCUUCCUCACUAACUUUGAGGAUGCUUACAAACUCUGGACUUUUGUUGCUAAGUUCCUAGAUGCAGAUUUUGUUGAGAAGGAAAGGUGGAGAUAUUUGGCUUUGAAUCAGAAAACAGUUGAGGUUUAAUGUGAAUGAGCUGAAUUUUCUGUAGUUGACUAUGCUUUCUGCUAGAACUGUCAACAUAGAACUGGGGAUACAUUCUUUUACUGUGCUACCAUGUUCAGAUAACGGUAUCUUGAUGAAUAAUGUGAAUCAUCUACUCACUAUUUUUCUCUGGGUCAAAGAAUUGGAUAUGUAAACAAUUGUGCAUGACCAAAUCAAAUAAAUUAUAUGAGGGACCUUAUUUCUCAA
This is a messenger RNA of Musa acuminata subsp. malaccensis (wild Malaysian banana), 2319 nucleotides long. RefSeq lists its product as uncharacterized. Lineage: Eukaryota; Viridiplantae; Streptophyta; Magnoliopsida; Zingiberales; Musaceae. The record is from RefSeq and is a predicted model, not a curated record.